Lotus japonicus is the source of this 581-nucleotide messenger RNA. RefSeq lists its product as uncharacterized. The coding region runs from base 130 to 393 and encodes 87 amino acids. Gene Ontology annotation, biological process: mRNA splicing, via spliceosome. The transcript has 4 exons. NCBI's taxonomy places the organism in Eukaryota, Viridiplantae, Streptophyta, Magnoliopsida, Fabales, Fabaceae. Gene Ontology annotation, cellular component: precatalytic spliceosome; U2 snRNP. The record is from RefSeq and is a predicted model, not a curated record.
UUAAACUGGUCGAACCGACUUGUACCCUGGGAAAAAACUUAUUUGUGAGUUCUGUUCAUACUUCAUACCUAACCUAAUUAUAAAAAAAUUCUUUACUUUGAACAAACACUUUGGGAGCAACUCAGCAAGAUGCAGGCCAGUGACAGGUUUAACAUCAAUUCCCAACUUGAGCAUCUUCAAGCCAAGUAUGUUGGAACUGGGCAUGCCGAUAUGAACAGAUUUGAAUGGGCAGUGAACAUUCAGCGUGAUAGCUAUGCUUCAUAUAUGGGUCACUACCCCUUAUUGUCAUACUUUGCUAUUGCGGAAAAUGAAUCUAUUGGAAGAGAACGCUACACCUUCAUGCAGAAAAUGCUCCUGCCUUGUGGUUUGCCUCCGGAAAGAGAGGAGGAUUAGAGGUUCCAUCUGGAUUACAAAUGGAUCAUUACUGUGUUAGUAGCCAUUGACCAUUUGUUGUACUGUGUUAUCUGAUUCAGGAAACAGAUUGUUGUGUGCUGCCUUGAUAGGAGCUUGUUCCAUUUCACUUUUUUUUUCCUUCUAGAUGCUUAUGUUUCAGUUGCUAUGGAGCUUUAAAAAUUUGGUCA